Molecule: messenger RNA, 1466 nt
Organism: Condylostylus longicornis
Lineage: Eukaryota; Metazoa; Arthropoda; Insecta; Diptera; Dolichopodidae
Product: 28S ribosomal protein S27, mitochondrial
Exons: 2
Coding region: 87-1433 (448 amino acids)
Cellular component (GO): mitochondrion
Source: RefSeq, a predicted model, not a curated record
UUAUUUUGAUUUUUCUUAUUUGUUCAUAACUUGUGGUUUUUCUUAACUUAAUUUUUAAAAAUAUUUUGCUAAAUAAACAGAUUAAAAUGUUAUGUCGUGCGAAAUUAGUUCCAAAUAGUUGUCUUUGGAAAAAACUAUUUUGUAGGACUUAUUUAUCAAAUGAAUUUAAAUGUACGAAUGAAUGGAGUUCAAGAUUAAAUGCUCCUUUCAUGCAGAAAUUUAAAUUGGAAUCUUUUUAUUAUGAUAUUGAACAAAGUUUUAAUUCACAAAAAAAGGCCUCCGCUAUAGAUGUCGACCUGUUUGCAAAUAAAAUUACACCGGAAGAUGACGAUCAUCACUUAGAAGAAAUUCGAGUUUUAUUGAAAAAAUUUAGGUUAACUGAAGAAGCAACAAAUGCUUUGGACUCAACGAGCCAUGCAGUUAUUCGAAGUUUUACUGAUGCGGGAAAAAUAACCGAUCUUAUUGAUAUCCUCGAUAAUCGACUGGAAUAUGGUGUUUUCUUGGAUGACUAUUCAGCAAGCUAUUUAUUAGAUCAUUUGAUUAAAACGGGGGAUUUCACAGCAGCGGCAAAAGUUUCCGCGCAGUUAAUGUUGCAGGAAGACUUUAACAAUGAAUUAUCGAGAGCAUUAGCUUUAUACUCUUUCUAUAAAUAUUUAGACAACCCUGAGCCUUUUUAUACAGAAAACAAAACUAACAACCAAGAAAGCCAAGAUAAAGAAGAGGUGAAAAAAGUGCGGGUAAAAUAUUUGCGAAAUGAGUUUUUUGAUAAUCACUUUGAUUUACGAGAUCAUUUUAUAAUAACUGGUAAAUCCUUGAACGCAAUUUCUAAAUAUUUGGACAAAAAUUUAACAUAUAGUAUAAGAUUGUUGGGAAACGUUUACUGCCGAAAAUUCGAUGCAUGUAUGGAGUUAUUAAAUUCAGACGAAGCUUUAUUUCAUAAAGAUGUAAUUGAAAAAGCUUUAAAGCAUUUAGAGAAAUUAGUUAGCGAAGAAAAGGAAUUACAAGAUAAUGAAGCAUUUGCGAACGUGCAUACUUCAUUAAAAAAUUUAAUUUCGAACAACAAACUCCAACAACAAAGUCUUUCAGAUGAUAUAGAGGUGCUUGUUAAACAAGCAGUGGCUAAAUUUGAAAAAAUUGAACUGGAGAAACAAAAGGAAAUAUAUGAAAUGUGGAAUAAACAUCGUGAAAUAAAGCUAAAUGAAGAAAUAGAAAGACUAAACCGUGUUAAGCGUCUUCAAGAAAUUGAAGAUUUAACAAAAGAAAUGGAAACCGAAGAACAAAAGUUGUGGUUCUUUGAAAAUGAAGAUAAAAUCGACUUACAAAUUGAUAGUAAAAAAGUUUAUUAUCCCAAGAGAUGGUUUGGUAAGAAAAAGAAACCAAGAGUCGUUGAUGAAGGAUAUGUUCCACCAGAAAUCGUCAAAACAAGAAAUUAAACAUUUUCACUUAGAUCAAAUAAAGGUUUUUCA